GUUACCCAUAGUGUUAAGCGCAAUAUUAAAAAUCUCCGAUGGACUAUUCCGCGGUUGUCUGAAUUCGUAAAAAUCCCCGAUAAAUUCCAAACCCCCGAUUUCCCCCUCCAAAAAUCGAUCAAUCUCCCAAAAAUCCAUGGCGAAUUAAUCAAUAAAUAAAUAUCUAUCAUAAAACAGCCACAAACCACAUCUUCAACAUCUUCAACAUCUUCAACAGCUACAACCCCCUCGAAAUAAAACGAAAAAUAAAGAAAAACCAAAAGAUUGCGAAAAAAGGAAAACGAUCUGAAAAAAAAAAUCACCGGGAUAAGGGAAAAAUAAUCAGUCAUGUCCCCCCCGAGUUCAUCAGCCCGGGAAUUGGGAGAUGAUUUUAGCCGGGAGAUUGUCAAGUAGAGGAAUAAAUAAUAAAAUAAAUGUGAUGAAGCGAAAAGUGAUGGAAAUGAGGAAAAGUCUGGAUCGUGUGUUGAUGGAAUAGAUUUGAAUAUCGAAAGAUUGCGACUCGCUUAUCGAUUUGAUGAUGAAAAUAAUGCCCUGAAGAGCGAUGAGUUGCACAGAAACGAGGGACCACCGUUCACAAGAUUGGAGGAUGAUUGAGAUGAAAAAAGGCGUAAUUACACCAGUGACAUUGGACAGACAGUCAUCGCGUUGUCAUUACACUAUUCUUGUUGUCCUGGAUGCAAUAUUUUCGGCUCUUGUAGCAGCACCAGCUGUUGUUGGAUACUGGAGGGGUACCUGGGGACUCAGUGAUAUCUACAUGUUUCCAGAUGAUCCGGUAUUGAGCAAUUUGACGUCCAUAGCCGUUGGUUACGGUGGAUUAUUAUUUUUCAAUGUUGUGCAAAGACAAUUCAACGAUAUUUUACAUCCGGAUAAGCACAGAUUGUUUUAUUAUGUCGGAUCGAGAAUUUACACUGCCGUUUUUGGAUUUUGCUGUGUCAAUGCUUGGCGAGGGGGGUGGCAAGCACUUGAUCUUUAUACGGAACAGGAAACAGCUACUGUUAUUGUUACGACGUUUGUUGCACUUGUUGCUUUGAUUUUUAUGAAAGCCGUCAGGAAUAUAUCGGCACCACCUUUUUCUUUGAGUUUAGAUUCACAUCCUGGGUAUUUCGAGGUGCCAACUAUGUUUCGGGUUGAUAACUCUCGGGAUUGUACGUUGUACGUAUUAGACUGUGUAUUCAGUGUGGGAGUGGUUGGUACAUUAGUUGUAUUCGUGUGGAGAGGUAUUUGGGUACUUCUGGAUCAUCAUCUUUUCCCGGAGAAUCGAGAGUACUCGGCUAUUGGGUCAAUGGUAAUCGGGUACAUCCUGGUGGCAAUCACCUUCUGCCUGCAACCGGUGAUGCGUUACGUGUGCAGUCGAUUGGAGGGUCUUCCCCGGCUGUUGGCAGCGGAUGCAUUUCUUUUCCUCAGCUUCCUGGGUACAGUGAACGUGUGGAGAGGGAUCUGGGGACUCCUGGAGGUCUGGCUGUUCCCUGAGAACGUCGCGCUCUCCUGCUGGAUCACCCACAUCGGAUGCUUCCUGUUCCUGGGCCUCCUAAACUGCAGCAACUCCAUCCUCGUCAGAGGAGUCUACAUCGACGCCGAAGAAGAGGAGGGAAAGUGCGUCGUGUUCCCCUGCCACUACCUGAGGCUCUUCUUCAAGAUUGAACGUGAGAAAAAAGAAGCGAGACGUCAAGGUCACUUGGGUAUGUCUCGAGAUUAUUCUCCGAGUGAAAAUGCUGGUAAAGAUGCUGAAAAUGGUGAUCUUCUUAAUUGUACCUCAUUGCCAACAAUAAUUCCAGCAAAUCCAGAGUCUCUGGUGUUGAAAUAAUGAAAAAAAGAAGUUUAAAAUAUUCGCUGGGAAGUUCUCGUAAAUUCUACAGAACUUUCUCGUUUAUAUCAGGAGAGUUUCAUGUUUUUCUACUAAAAGAGAUAUCUGGAGGGAGAACGAGAAGCCUUAGAGAAUUUCUCUGAAAUAUUUCAGCGGAUGCAAAAGGUAGAAUUCAGUACCAAAGAGAAGUUGGAUAACCGAGCGCGUCAGUUAUUAGAGAAUACCUCUGAAUCUAAGCGAGGUACCGAAAAUUUUAUAAAGAUAUCUUUUGUAGAUCGUUUUUCACUCUCCAAAAAAGAUACUGAUGAAAAUUCUGGUAGUUUCAUUAGAUUUUGAGAUAUUCCUCAAGAACUGGACUGGGGAACGAGACUAUUUAUUCCUCUGUCCAGAGAGUAACCAGUCGAUUUAGCAAGAAACUUUUCGAGUAAUAUCUCUGAAUCUAAACGAGAUACAAAAAAUUUUAAAAGGACCUUUUUUCUUGCCCUAAUUGUCCCACAUAAAAAAGGUCCUAAGAAAAAUUUCGCUAUCUACCUCAGUUUCAGAAUUAUUCCCCGCGAACUUAUUACCACUUUUUUUCGGUGCUGAAUUAUUCCACACGCGUUACGACGAAAAUCACCGGAAAUGUUAAAUCCCAGGGGAUAAAAAAUCAUACUCAGUGAGUUUAUCUAACUAAAAUGAACUACUGGCCUCUCGAGACAAUAAAUAAUAUCCCCGUUGUAAAAUAUAUUUAUUUUGACUAGUUACAGAAGCAAUAAACUUUAUGUAAAUAUUUUUCAA
This is a messenger RNA of Fopius arisanus, 2581 nucleotides long. RefSeq names its product fuseless (gene fusl). Gene Ontology annotation, biological process: neuromuscular synaptic transmission; clustering of voltage-gated calcium channels; neuron-neuron synaptic transmission. The transcript has 4 exons. Gene Ontology annotation, cellular component: presynaptic membrane. NCBI's taxonomy places the organism in Eukaryota, Metazoa, Arthropoda, Insecta, Hymenoptera, Braconidae. The record is from RefSeq and is a predicted model, not a curated record. Bases 542 to 1804 code for a protein of 420 amino acids.